Messenger RNA from Diaporthe amygdali, 1572 nucleotides. RefSeq lists its product as uncharacterized. The coding region runs from base 1 to 1572 and encodes 523 amino acids. Gene Ontology annotation, cellular component: nucleus. The record is from RefSeq and is a predicted model, not a curated record. NCBI's taxonomy places the organism in Eukaryota, Fungi, Ascomycota, Sordariomycetes, Diaporthales, Diaporthaceae. Gene Ontology annotation, molecular function: chromatin DNA binding. The transcript has 3 exons.
AUGUCGGGUCGGAGGUCAGGUAGAGCUGCUGCUAAGCGCGCAGCCGCAGCCCUGGAGAACACCCCCAAGACAUGGAAGGAACUCGAGGACGAUGAUGAACACAUGCCCGAUGUCGAACAAGAUGACGAUAAGAAGACGGAUGGAGACGGAGACGGAGAUGGAGAUGGAGACGCCACGGAUGGCGAGGCUUCCGCCGUUGCUGAGAAUGCUGAAGAGGAGGUCGAAGAUGCGCCAGAAGACAAAUCACCCAGUCCUCCACCUCAACCAGUCGUACGACGUAAGCGACUCGGUCGCCCGCCCAAGGUGAAGCCUCCAGGGUGGGAUGAGGGCAUCGAAGUGCCGCGAGACGAUGCGACUCCACGACGACGUGGCCGUGGAGGCUGGCGCGGCCGAGGUGGACGCAAGGGCCAGCCAGCUCCCGUCACACAGCAAGCCAUCGAGAAGGACGGCCCGGUAUAUGAUAUCAUCGAAGACGAACUCGCUCUACCAGAGGAUCCUGAAGGCGAGACCAGAGUGGAUAAAAUGGGCUAUCUGCAAGGGGGUCGCGAGUAUCGCUGUCGGACUUUCACCAUUCAAGGCCGCGGUGACCGCUUGUACAUGCUGUCCACAGAGCCUGCUCGCUGCGUUGGCUUUCGAGACUCUUACCUGUUCUUCACCAAGCACCGCCGUCUGUACAAGAGCAUCGUGACCGAUGAAGAAAAGCGCGACAUGAUUGAUCGCGAGCUGAUACCUCAUUCCUACAAGGGUCGAUCCAUCGGCGUGGUCACAGCGCGAUCUGUGUAUCGCGAGUUCGGUGCAUUGAUCCUGGUCGGUGGUCGCUGGAUUGUCGACGAUUACGAUAUUCAACGCUCAAGAGACGAGGGUCACGUUGAAGGAGCGCUUGCAGACCCCAACGACAAGUAUAACCCCACCGAGCCGUACAACAAGAACCAAUACGUCGCAUGGUUCGGUGCCAGUCAAGUGUACCACACCAGCGCCCCUAUCGCGACUACUCAGGUGGCAGAGCUUAAGAAACGUCGAGUUGCUGUCAACGACGUCAACUGGAUGUUUGAGCAUGUUCGAGAAGCUUCGAACUUUAACGCCCAAAUCAACGCAAUACGUCGGCGCAACAACAAGGGAGUCUACGACGUCCAUACCAACACCAUCCAGUACCCUGCCAUCAUGCAGCCUACACAAGCGCGCAUCGAACCGGUCGGUCCGUCAGACGAUGACAACCUCAAUGUUGGGUCCCAAAUUUUCCCACCUCUGAGUCCCAACAUUCCGCGCAAUUUCAUGGUCACGGACACCUACUUCGAGACCCCGCCCGCAGGGAUCGCCGCCGUCACCUACGAUAAUGCGCCAAAGGGUAUGGCCAACGGCGAACAGGGCUCUGACUUCCUUGCACCAUUUCGCGGGCUCAGCGCAAUCAGCGAUGAGAUCAAGGACUGCCUGCCUCCAGAAUGUCGUGAGGCUUUUGACAAGGCGGUUGCACAAGAACAGAACUGGCAUGCUAAGUGGGGAGUGGAGGCGAGCGCCAAAUCCAGGCGAAAUCCUGUAAUUGACAAGGCCAUUGUGCCGUACAGCGCUCGGUAG